AUGAUUCACUCGUUACUACUUUGCGGACACUCAUUGGAUGCAGAUGUGUUGUCACUUAGGCUCACCGAGCGCUGGUUCACCAAAGUCGAAAUCAUCAAGGCUGAGCUUGAGGAAAAGCAGUUCAAGGUCAAACUUACUGUCAUAGACACCCCCGCGUUUGGUGACUAUGUCAACAACUGCGAUUCAACAAAGUCGAAAUCAUCAAGGGCUGAGCUUGAGGAAAAGCAGUUCAAGGUCAAACUUACUGUCAUAGACACCCCCGCGUUUGGUGACUAUGUCGACAACUGCGAUUCACCGAAGUCGAAAUCAUCAAGGCUGAGCUUGAGGAAAAGCAGUUCAAGGUCAAACUUACUGUCAUAG
Messenger RNA from Suillus paluster, 360 nucleotides. RefSeq lists its product as uncharacterized. Gene Ontology annotation, biological process: cytoskeleton-dependent cytokinesis. Gene Ontology annotation, cellular component: septin complex; septin ring; cytosol. Lineage: Eukaryota; Fungi; Basidiomycota; Agaricomycetes; Boletales; Suillaceae. The transcript has a single exon. The coding region runs from base 1 to 360 and encodes 119 amino acids. The record is from RefSeq and is a predicted model, not a curated record. Gene Ontology annotation, molecular function: GTP binding; GTPase activity; molecular adaptor activity.